UCCACGACAGCAUCUCCGAGGAGGGCUUCCACUACCUGGUCUUCGAUCUGGUCACCGGUGGGGAGCUCUUUGAGGACAUUGUGGCAAGAGAAUAUUACAGUGAAGCAGACGCCAGUCACUGCAUCCAGCAGAUCCUGGAGGCGGUUCUCCAUUGCCACCAAAUGGGGGUUGUCCACAGGGACCUCAAGCCGGAGAACCUGCUUCUGGCCAGCAAGUGCAAAGGGGCCGCAGUGAAGCUGGCGGACUUCGGCCUGGCCAUCGAGGUGCAGGGGGACCAGCAGGCAUGGUUCGGGUUUGCUGGCACGCCAGGCUACCUGUCCCCAGAGGUCCUUCGCAAGGAGGCGUAUGGCAAGCCGGUGGACAUCUGGGCGUGCGGGGUGAUCCUGUACAUCCUGCUCGUGGGCUACCCGCCCUUCUGGGACGAGGACCAGCACAAGCUGUACCAGCAGAUCAAGGCUGGAGCCUACGACUUCCCAUCCCCCGAGUGGGACACGGUCACUCCUGAAGCCAAAAACCUCAUCAACCAGAUGCUCACCAUCAACCCUGCCAAGCGCAUCACAGCGCACGAGGCGCUGAAACACCCGUGGGUCUGCCAACGCUCCACUGUGGCGUCCAUGAUGCACAGGCAGGAGACCGUGGAGUGUCUGAAGAAGUUCAACGCCCGGAGGAAGCUCAAGGGCGCGAUCCUCACCACCAUGCUGGCCACGCGGAAUUUCUCAGUGGGCAGACAGACCACCGCUCCGGCCACAAUGUCCACCGCGGCCUCCGGCACCACCAUGGGGCUGGUGGAACAAGCAGCCAAGAGUUUACUCAACAAGAAAGCAGACGGAGUCAAGCCCCAGACGAAUAGCACCAAAAACAGUGCAGCUGCCACCAGCCCCAAGGGGACGCUCCCUCCAGCCGCCCUGGAGCCUCAAACCACCGUCAUUCAUAACCCAGUGGACGGGAUCAAGGAGUCGUCCGACAGCACCCAUACCACCAUAGAAGAUGAAGACACAAAAGCCCCCAGGGUCCCUGACAUUCUGAGCUCCGUGAGGAGGGGCUCGGGGACCCCAGAAGCUGAGGGCCCCCCGCCCGCCCCAGCCCCCAGGAUCUCUGACAUCCUGAACACGGUGAGGAGGGGCUCGGGGACCCCAGAAGCCCAGGGCCCCCCACCCUGCCUGUCUCCGGCUCUCCCAGGCCCCCCACCCACCCCGUCGCGGAAGCAGGAGAUUAUCAAGAUCACAGAGCAGCUCAUCGAGGCUGUCAACAACGGUGACUUCGAGGCCUACGCGAAAAUCUGCGACCCAGGCCUGACUUCAUUUGAGCCUGAAGCUCUGGGCAACCUGGUUGAAGGGAUGGACUUCCACAGAUUCUACUUUGAGAACUUGCUCGCCAAGAACAGCAAGCCGAUCCACACGACCAUCCUGAACCCGCACGUGCACGUCAUCGGCGAGGACGCCGCGUGCAUCGCCUACAUCCGCCUCACGCAGUACAUCGAUGGGCAGGGCCGGCCCCGCACCAGCCAGUCCGAGGAGACGCGCGUGUGGCACCGCCGAGACGGCAAGUGGCAGAACGUGCACUUCCACUGCUCGGGCGCGCCCGUGGCCCCGCUGCAGUGAAGAGCUGCAGCUGGUUUCGCGGGACAGACUCGGUGUUUGGAGCCCAGCUGCCCUCGGGCGCACGGCCUGCCUGUCGCAUGUUUGUGUCUGCCUCGUUCCUCCCCUGGUGCCUGUGUCUGCAGAAAACCAAGACCAGAUGUGAUUUCUUUUUAAAAAACAAGAUGACAACGACAACCACACACACACAAAAUGAUGUCGGAUGAAAUGGAAAAAAAAAACACUAAAC
Messenger RNA from Vicugna pacos (alpaca), 1827 nucleotides. The record is from RefSeq and is a predicted model, not a curated record. Lineage: Eukaryota; Metazoa; Chordata; Mammalia; Artiodactyla; Camelidae.